UAGGAAAAGAGGGCUGCGUAAUCUAGAUAGCCGUCAUCACAUCUGCAGAGUGAAGCGGCUCGGAUCGGUGCAGAAAUUACAGAAAAAUGGUGUUGUUUACGAUGAUCGCGCGGCUGGCGGAUGGACUUCCUCUGGCUGCGUCCAUGCAAGAAGAUGAACAGAUGGGUCGAGACAUGCAGCAGUAUCAGAGCCAGGCCAAACAGCUGUUUCGGAAGCUUAAUGAACAAAGUCCAACACGCUGCACGCUGGAGGCAGGGUCCAUGACCUUCCAUUACCUGAUAGAGAAAGGGGUGUGUUACCUGGUGCUCUGUGAGGCCGUGUUCCCCAAGAAACUCGCCUUCGCCUACUUAGAAGAUCUCCAAGCCGAGUUCCACGAGCAGUACGGGAAGAAAGUUCCCACCGUGUCCAGACCGUACUCCUUCAUCGAGUUCGACACGUACAUCCAGAAAACGAAGAAGUCUUACAUCGACAGCAGAGCUCGCAGGAACCUGGGCAACAUUAACACGGAGCUGCAGGACGUCCAGAGGAUCAUGGUGGCCAACAUUGAGGAGGUGCUGCAGCGAGGAGAAGCCUUAUCUGCUUUGGACUCGAAGGCCAGCAACCUGUCCAGCUUGUCCAAGAAAUACCGCAGCGACGCCAAAUACCUGAACACGCGCUCCACCUACGCCAAGCUGGCCGCCGGCGGCGUCUUCUUCAUCAUGCUCAUCGUCUACGUCCGCUUCUGGUGGCUGUGAGGACGAGGAGGAGGGAGGAGACGUGACGGAGGCUUGGACGUCGCGCCGAAGGCGGCGGAAACGAGACGCCGUCACUCUCCCUUUCCUCAGAGACUGAUGGUUGCGGCACUUUCUCUCCCCUGGCAGUUCGCAGACUGAGCUACGAGUCUAUGAUUGUUCAUAUGUUGUAUGUUUUAUUAACCGACGCAGAAGGAUGAGUGAGUGACUGACUCUGUGUGUGUGUGUGUGUGUGUGUGUGUGUGUGUGUGUGUGUGUGUGUGUGUGUGUGGAGAUGGUGAUGUGAAUAAGGGCGAGGGCGAGAGAGAGCUUUUCCCGAGGAAUCCGCCCACAAAGAGCGCCACCAAGUGGACAAUUUGCCUUAUUUCACAAUCCGUCUGAGAGAAUCAGAAAGACAAGAAGACGAGUCACUCACUCACUCACUCGCUCAUUCACUCACUCACUCACUCAUUCACUCACUCAUUCAUUCAUUCAUUCGCGCUCUGAGUGGACGGAUUGCAGGUUUUUCCCCCAGGUUUACAGGCCAUGUGUUAGGCAGUGAAGUACACAGCUGUGAAAACCACCACAGUGAGGAAUAAAAAAGAGGAAAAAAGACUCUGGUGUACUUUUGCCUUUCAGUUGACAAUAAAGCGGUUCAGUGUCUGAUGCCUGUAGUUUCGGUGUCUAAUCUAAUAAACAGCUGAUGUUU
Pangasianodon hypophthalmus (striped catfish) is the source of this 1419-nucleotide messenger RNA. It is a transcript of the gene sec22bb, whose product is annotated as SEC22 homolog B, vesicle trafficking protein b. Gene Ontology annotation, cellular component: Golgi membrane; ER to Golgi transport vesicle membrane; SNARE complex. The transcript is spliced from 5 exons. Bases 87 to 734 code for a protein of 215 amino acids. NCBI's taxonomy places the organism in Eukaryota, Metazoa, Chordata, Actinopteri, Siluriformes, Pangasiidae. Gene Ontology annotation, biological process: retrograde vesicle-mediated transport, Golgi to endoplasmic reticulum; endoplasmic reticulum to Golgi vesicle-mediated transport; vesicle fusion with Golgi apparatus. The record is from RefSeq and is a predicted model, not a curated record. Gene Ontology annotation, molecular function: SNAP receptor activity.